AUGUUAAAAUUUAAUAGAUUUCUCACUUAAAAUCUAUUUAAAAAAAGGUAUUAAAAUAUAUAAAUAUAAAUAAAUAAAGAUAAUCUAUAUACAAGUGUUGUAUUAUCACCUAUAUUAUAAAGACAUAGACCUUAAUUAAUACUAUUUGUAUCAGAUCUUACAGAUGAACCCUUUAUGACAUAAUUGAAUUAAUUUAAUUAAAAUAGUGAUUAAUUGGUUUCAGAUAUAUCAUAAAAAAUUAAGUAACCUUUAAAUUGUACAAUAUCAAUGUUAGAAAUUACAAUUGUAUUUUUAUUUAAUUUCUAUUUAGCAUUCUGUACCAUUUGAAAUACAAGAAAAGUUUUUAAAUCCAGCACUUGCAGGUUGUAAAUUAUUGAUCAGUACAGCUAAUGAUAUUCUUGAUUAUGUUACGAUAAGGAAAAAAGGAAAACUAGAAUUAUGUUAAAUGGAUGUUCAUAUAAGGUAUUUAAUUUAUAUUAAUAAUUAGGGAAUUUAUAACUGAUUCAAUAAAUAUUAUUAAAUCUUAAGCUCUAUUUAGAGGAUUAUAAAUUCAAGUAAAUGUUAGACAUAAUGUACCUGCUUUUUUUAGAACAGAUCCUAAUAGAUUAAGAUAAAUCUUAUUAAAUUUAUUAGUAAGUUCAAUUUAAGCUACAAUUAAUGGAACUAUUACUGUAUCUGCAAGCAAAUCAACUUUAAUGUAGGAUCAUAUUGAACUAUUGAUUAAAGUGAAUGCAUCAGAAAUAAAUUAAUCAGUUUUAAAAACAAUUGAUAAAACUGUGAGAUUUUUCAAAUCUUAAAAUUUAUUGGCAUCUACAAUGAUAGAUUUAGCAAAUGCAGGUAGAAAAUAUAGUUAAUCUAUAUUGAUAGCAUUUUGUUUAUCACUUAGUAUAUCAACAAUACCUUUUGAAUAUCAUUAUGAGAAAAAUUUAGAUCAUGAAGAAUUUUGUUUCAAAAUUUAAAUUUAAAACAAAAAUCCAAAUUUUUCAUAAUAAUUAAAUUUUAAAAGAUAAUCUGCUCUAAGUUUUUAACAGUAAAGUUUUAAAUAAUCUUUUUCAAUUGAUCAAGGAUUCCGUAGACAUUAAUCAUCAAGAUAAAGUCUAUUUGAUAAAGCUAGUAUAACAAUAUAAGGAUAAUUAGAAAAAUAGAAACUUAAAUAAUAAUAGUCUUAAUAGUAAUAAUAAUAAAAAUUAUAAUCAUAAUCAUAAGUGUUAGCUACUUAAUCCUAAAGAAAAGAGUCUGCAAUUAAAUUAUCAACAUCUUUUGGAUAAUAAAAUUAAUCUCGUUUCAUAGUACCUAGAACAUCUUAAGGUGAUAUUGAUGUAGAUUUUUUGCCUACUUUUAAGACAAUAAAAUCUUAAGAUUAAAGUAGAAAGAUUAAAUAAAUGAUUUCUCAUUCUAAAUCUGAUAUAUCUAUAGUUUCUGAGUAAGAAUCUAAGGAAUCUAAAGGGGAUAAUGAAAGUUCUCAUAAUAGUUUAGAUGUAGGAGUUCAAUUAGAUUAAUUCUUAUACAAAUAAACAAAUGAAACUGGAAAGAUUAAUGAAAAUGAUUCUCCUUUGGUUGUUAUGCAAUAAUCAAUAGCCUAUACUUAUAAUAAUAAUAUUACACCAAGUAGAAGAGAUUCAGUCUUAACAUUUGGUGGUAGAUCAAGUAUAUUUUCAUCAAUGAGAUAUUCAGCCAGUAUUAUGUAACCAAAUGAUUUAAUUGAUUGUUUUGAAAAGAUGGAAAGAAUUAAAUAAUAAAAAUAUACUUAAAAAUGUUAAGUAUAAUAUUAUAAUCUUAUAUUUUAUAGUGUCCAAGGAUUUUGAUUUGUGAAUAAAAUGAUUUUGAUUUAUAUGCUGUAUCUCAUUAACUUGGUAAUAUUGGGAUGAAUUAUGAUUAUACAAUGUAGAGAACUUAGAUACAUGAAAAAUUAAAAACAGCUUAUGAAGUUGAAAAGUCUUGUUGCAAAGGAUAUUAAUUGAUAUUUAUUAGUGUAGAGUUUGUAGAUGAAGAAUUAGGGGAAUAAUGCAAUAUAAUUAAAAACAUAAAUUCUCAAUUUAAAAAGGAAGCACGAAUUAUAGGAUUAAUAGGAUUUCAGGAUGAUGAGAAUAGGAUUGCUAUAAAGAAGUUACCAUUUCAUGAUUUUCUAUCAAAACCAUUGAUGAUAGAUGCUUUAUUGUUUAUACUAGCAAAGUGGGUGAAAUUGUGA
Molecule: messenger RNA, 2188 nt
Organism: Paramecium pentaurelia
Lineage: Eukaryota; Ciliophora; Oligohymenophorea; Peniculida; Parameciidae
Source: the annotation of a GenBank genome assembly